Cajanus cajan (pigeon pea) is the source of this 727-nucleotide messenger RNA. Its product is annotated as DNA-repair protein XRCC1. The record is from RefSeq and is a predicted model, not a curated record. NCBI's taxonomy places the organism in Eukaryota, Viridiplantae, Streptophyta, Magnoliopsida, Fabales, Fabaceae.
AUCACUCACAAUGGCGAAUGCUUGAUGGACGUAGCUAUCUGUUGUUCCCGCUUAAUUGUGCUUAAGGUUGAGAGUUAUAUCCUAUAUGAAUCUAAAUUUUAUGUUACCAUUUCAGCCAGAUCCAAGUGAGAUGACCAAAAUAGCUGCAGAGGGGAUUCUAACUUGUUUGCAAGAUGCAAUAUGUUCUCUAGAGGAAAAACGGGACAUCCGCAAAGGAACUGAGGACUGGAAGUUCUUACCUCGUGUUGUUGAGGAGCUUGCAAAGUUGGAUGUGGUAAGAAAUAACAAGAACACAUUGUCAAAGGAAGAUCUUCACAGACAAGCUUUGGAUUGUAAAAGUAUUUAUGAAGAGGAGCUAAAUAGUUUCGAUCAUGAAAGGAAAGAGAAUUCAAAGGUAAAUAAAGAACAGAGGAGCAAAACUGGAAGAACAAAUGGCAUGUCUUCUGGUGCAGUUGAGUAUGAUAGUGAUGAGACAAUUGAGAUGACAGAACAAGAAAUUGACCUUGCAUAUAAGACUUUGUCCUCUAACAUCUGCCACUUGUGAAUGCUCAUUGAACUUGUUUCUUUAGUUAGGGAUGAAAAGGAGUUGUUUUGGUUUUCCUAGUUUUUUCAUUGGAUAUCUUACCGUCUCCUUUGGAAAGUGCCUAACUCACUCACAAGGUUUGUUGUUAGCCUUACUAUUAUAAAAAUAUUUUUUAUAUUAUUACUGAUAUAUUUCUUUCCACUA